CUUAGCUGUUGCCAAUGUGUUCACAACGGUGGACCCUCUUUUGGGCUUUUUACAGCGUUUGUCUUCAUUUUUCGGUCAAUCUAGUAUGGAAAGUAGACAACAAUGGCUUACCAGGCUGAAAAAUGAACUUAGCAACAGUCCUCUGGUAUCAAAUGUGGCUUUUGGCUUUAUCCUCAUGGGACUAGAGAAGUUGGUGGAGCUGGAGUUUGAGUGUCCUUGCAACCCUACAUGGAACGGAGUGUUUUCAUCAGCAUUCUUCAUCAUUCCUGCCGUCAUGGCCUUCACCUUGAUGCUGAUCAUUCAAGGAUGCAGAUGUGAUACGUGGUGCAGGAAAACUGUUUCCCUCUCCAGUUUCGUUCCUGCUAUCGUGUGGCUCAUUUUGUUGUUCCUCGAUGGCCAAUACUUUGCUUGUGCUAUGACAGACUGGGAGGGUAGAUUUGUACUAGUUGACAAGGCAGCUCCGCAGAAGUGGUGUGAGCCAAUUAGUGAGGGAGAUGUCACCCCACAAGAACUAAUGCUCCGCUCACAGCAGCUGUUUGUUUUUUCUCAGGUUAUAGGCAUAGUCCUCCUCAUUUUCAUCUGUGUGGGUCUCGUAGUGUAUGUAAUCAGAGAAAGCUGCCAACAAGAGGUGGAGAUGCAGGAUUCAGAUGUAGCCGAGCUCACCGUCCUCAGGAUGAGCUCUCUACGGACCAGGACAUCAUGAGAGGAUUUACACCGCCCACCACA
Molecule: messenger RNA, 726 nt
Organism: Epinephelus lanceolatus (giant grouper)
Lineage: Eukaryota; Metazoa; Chordata; Actinopteri; Perciformes; Serranidae
Product: calcium homeostasis modulator protein 6
Cellular component (GO): plasma membrane
Molecular function (GO): monoatomic cation channel activity
Source: RefSeq, a predicted model, not a curated record